Lepus europaeus (European hare) is the source of this 3619-nucleotide messenger RNA. RefSeq names its product polo like kinase 4 (gene PLK4). Gene Ontology annotation, biological process: protein phosphorylation. The record is from RefSeq and is a predicted model, not a curated record. The transcript is spliced from 16 exons. Lineage: Eukaryota; Metazoa; Chordata; Mammalia; Lagomorpha; Leporidae. Gene Ontology annotation, molecular function: protein binding; protein kinase activity; ATP binding. The coding region runs from base 213 to 3119 and encodes 968 amino acids.
GGGAGUUUUUCAAAAUGGAAGCACAGAGGCACCGCCCAGGCCUCGGAAGGUGUCAGGGAGACCUUUCGGUGGCUCUACCGUCGUCGCCGGGAACGGCGGCCUAGAGAGAAGCGCCUGAUGGGCGCCAAGACCGGCUGGCUGCUUGGAGCGCUGCCUCGAAGGGACUACGCGAAGGGAGCUAAUCCGGGGAGUAGCAGCCGCGGCCUGGAAACAUGGCGACCUGCAUCGGGGAGAAGAUCGAGGAUUUUAAGGUUGGAAAUCUGCUCGGCAAAGGAUCAUUUGCUGGUGUCUAUAGAGCUGAAUCCAUUCAUACUGGUUUGGAAGUUGCAAUCAAAAUGAUAGAUAAGAAGGCCAUGUACAAAGCUGGAAUGGUACAGAGAGUGCAAAAUGAGGUGAAAAUACAUUGCCAAUUGAAACAUCCUUCUAUUUUGGAGCUUUAUAAUUAUUUUGAAGAUAACAACUAUGUAUACCUGGUAUUAGAAAUGUGUCAUAAUGGAGAAAUGAACAGGUAUCUAAAGAACAGAAUGAAACCCUUCUCAGAAAAUGAAGCUCGACACUUCAUGUACCAGAUCAUCACAGGACUGUUGUAUCUUCAUUCUCAUGGUAUAUUACACCGGGAUCUCACACUUUCUAACCUUUUACUUACACGUAAUAUGAACAUCAAGAUUGCCGACUUUGGACUGGCAACACAAUUGAAAAUGCCGCAUGAAAAGCACUAUACUUUAUGUGGAACUCCUAAUUACAUUUCACCAGAAAUUGCAACUCGAAGUGCACAUGGACUUGAAUCUGAUGUUUGGUCCUUGGGUUGUAUGUUUUAUACAUUACUUAUUGGGAGACCACCUUUUGACACUGACACAGUCAAGAACACCUUAAAUAAAGUAGUAUUGGCAGAUUAUGAAAUGCCAGCUUUUUUGUCACGAGAAGCCAAGGACCUUAUUCACCAAUUGCUUCGUAGAAAUCCAGCGGAUCGCUUAAGUCUGUCUUCCAUAAUGGACCAUCCUUUUAUGUCUAGAAAUUCUCCAACAAAAAAUAAAGAUUUAGGAACUGUAGAAGACUCCAUUGAUAGUGGACAUGCUACGAUUUCUACUGCAGUUACAGCUUCCAGUACCAGUAUGAGUGGUAGUUUAUUUGACAGAAGAAGACUUUUGAUUGGUCAGCCACUCCCAAAUAAAAUGACUGUAUUUCCAAAGAAUAAAAAUGCAAGUGAUUUUUCUUCUGCAGGCAGUGGAAGCAGUUUUUAUACUCAGUGGGGAAAUCAAGAAACUGGUGAUAGCAGAAGGGGUAGAGUAAUCCAAGACGCAGAAGAAAGGCCACGUUCUCGAUACCUUCGCAGAGCCCAUUCCUCUGACAGAUCUGAGGCUUACAACACUCAGUCUCGAGCAAAGACGUGUGCAAUGGAACGGUGUCAUUCAGAAGAAAUGCUCUUGAAGUCAAAAAGAUCAGAAGUAGAUGAAAGUGAAGAGAGAUACUCACCCACAAACAGCAAUGUCAAUAUUUUUCAUGUCUUUAAAGAAAAGACUUCCAAUAAUUCUGGAUCUUUUGAAAGACCUGAUGUCGAUCAAGCACUCUCCAAUCGCCUUUGUCCAGGAAAAACUCCGUUUCCAUUUUCAGAUCAGACACCUCAGGCUGAAAUGAUGCAACAGUGGUUUGGGAAUCUGCAAAUAAAUGGUCAUUUAAGAGAAACCACUGAGCCCAACAGCAUCAGUCCAAACAGAGAUUUCCAGGGCCACCCAGAUUUGCAGAAAGACACAUCAAGAAAUGCUUGGACUGAUACACAAGCCAAAAGGAACUUUGAUGCUCCUGAUAAUGCACAUUGUUUUAAACAGCUGAAUACUAUGAAAUACAUCACUGGACUUCACAGCAAGCCUGAAAUAAUUCAACAAGAAUCUGGUUUUGGCUUAGAUCCUGUUUCUGAACAAAGCAAAACUAGGAGUAUGGAGUCAAAACUGGGUUAUCUGAAGCAAACACUACGAAGCAUAACAUCUCCUUUGAUUGCUCAUAGGUUAAAACCCAUCAGACAGAAAACCAAAAAGGCUGUGGUGAGCAUACUUGAUUCUGAGGAAGUGUGUGUGGAGCUUCUAAAGGAACAUACAUCUCAAGAAUAUGUGAAAGAAGUUCUCCAAAUAUCUAGUGAUGGAAAUACGAUUACUGUUUAUUAUCCAAAUGAUGGAAGAGGUUUUCCUCUUGCUGACAGACCACCCUCACCUACUGACAACAUCAGUAGAUACAGCUUUGACAAUUUACCAGAAAAGUAUUGGCGAAAAUAUCAGUAUGCUUCCAGAUUUGUACAGCUUGUAAGAUCUAAAUCUCCCAAAAUCACUUAUUUUACAAAAUAUGCUAAAUGUGUUUUAAUGGAGAACUCUCCUGGUGCUGAUUUUGAGGUUUGGUUUUAUGAUGGAACAAAAAUACACAAAACAGAAGAUUUUAUUCAGGUGAUUGAAAAAACUGGGUACGCUUAUAGUUUAAAAGGUGACAGUGAUGUUAAUAGUUUCAAAGAGGAAAUAAGAAUAUAUAUGGACCAUGCUAAUGAGGGCCAUCGUAUUUGUUUAGCACUGGAAUCCGUAAUUUCAGAAGAGGAAAAGAAAAGUAGGAAUGCCCCCUUUUUCCCAAUAAUUGUAGGACGAAAACCUGGUAUUACUACUUCACCUUCAGCCUUAUCACCUCCUCCUUCAGUGGAUCCAGAGUACCCGGUGAGAGAGGCACCAUCUUUGAGCAGACUGAUCAUGAGUAGUGCUGUUUCUCCAGCACAGACUCCAGUAGUUAAUCCUAUAGUUACAAAUGAGGGACUUGGCCAUACAACUACAGCUUCCGGAACAAACAUCUCUUCUAGCAAUCUAAAAGAUGGUCUUCCUAAAUCAGCACAACUUUUGAAGUCUGUUUUUGUGAAAAAUGUUGGUUGGGCUACACAGUUAACUAGUGGAGCCGUGUGGGUUCAGUUCAAUGAUGGAUCACAGCUGGUUGUGCAGGCAGGCGUUUCUUCUAUCAGUUAUACAUCACCAAAUGGUCAAACAACUAGGUAUGGAGAAAAUGAAAAGUUACCAGAAUACAUCAGACAGAAAUUACAGUGUCUAUCUUCCAUCCUUUUGAUGUUUUCUAAUGCAACUCCUGGUUUCCAGUGAUUAAAACUCCUUUCAGAUAUAUAUACAUAUGUUUAAUAAAUAACUUGUUGGCUUUCAAAUAAAGUGACUUUUUAUUUAAUAUAACUUCUUCAGAAAGCCUAUCUGUAAAAGAUCAUUUUAAUCUACCAUGAAGGUUGUAUUCUGAGAGAACAGAGUAGAAUGAAAUUUGAGUCACUUAUCAAAUAUUGUGCCCAUAGAAUAAAAUAGGACACCAAACUUUGCUCUUAGAACAUACUCUCAAAUUUUGUGUUCAUAUAUUUGUAUUGAAUAAUUUUUUAAAAAGAAAAAUAUUCGUAGUGUGUGGCGUAUUUGUGCUAUCAUUGUUUCCCCUACUUCUCAGACAUGUUGAUAAUCAUGGACAAACAUGCUGGAGUUUUUGAAUUUUUGAAGUUGUAAAUAAUGUGUAUUUUUGUUAUUAGUAAAUAUGUAAACGUGUAUAUUUGUUUUAUAUUUAUUUUUGUAGCACCAGUGUCGGAUGAAACAUUUCUGCAAAUGCAUUU